This is a messenger RNA of Perca fluviatilis (European perch), 3318 nucleotides long. RefSeq names its product cullin-5-like. The transcript is spliced from 19 exons. Gene Ontology annotation, cellular component: Cul5-RING ubiquitin ligase complex; SCF ubiquitin ligase complex. Gene Ontology annotation, biological process: SCF-dependent proteasomal ubiquitin-dependent protein catabolic process; protein ubiquitination. Gene Ontology annotation, molecular function: ubiquitin protein ligase binding. The record is from RefSeq and is a predicted model, not a curated record. NCBI's taxonomy places the organism in Eukaryota, Metazoa, Chordata, Actinopteri, Perciformes, Percidae.
GUUCACGCUGCGUGUAGAUCACGCGAGACUUUACGAGACGAUAAGUUGAGGGGAACAUGGCGACGUCUAAUUUGCUAAAGAACAAAGGCUCCCUUCAAUUUGAAGACAAAUGGGACCUGAUGCGUCCCAUAGUUCUGAAACUCCUACGGCAGGAGUCCGUCACCAAACAGCAGUGGUUUGACCUGUUCUCAGACGUCCAUGCUGUGUGCCUGUGGGAUGACAAAGGUCCAGCUAAGAUCCACCAGGCCCUCAAAGAGGACAUCCUAGAUUUUAUCAAACAAGCACAAGCACGGGUGUUGAGUCACCAGGACGACACAGCGUUGCUGAAGGCCUACAUCGUGGAGUGGAGGAAGUUCUUCACACAGUGUGACAUCCUGCCCAAGCCUUUCUGUCAGCUGGAGAUCACUCUGAUGGGCAAGCAAGGAAGCAACAAGAAGUCCAACAUGGAGGACAGCAUCGUCCGCAAGCUGAUGCUGGACACAUGGAACGAGUCCAUCUUCUCCAACAUUAAAAACCGGCUACAAGAUAGUGCCAUGAAGCUCGUCCACGCUGAGAGGCUGGGAGAGGCCUUUGACUCCCAGCUGGUCAUCGGAGUAAGAGAGUCCUACGUGAACCUUUGUUCCAACCCGGACGACAAGCUGCAGAUCUACAGGGACAACUUUGAGAAGGCAUAUAUGGAUUCUACUGAGAGGUUCUACAGAACACAGGCGCCUGCCUACCUCCAGCAAAAUGGGGUCCAAAACUACAUGAAAUAUGCUGAUUCGAAGCUGAGGGAAGAGGAGAAACGUGCACUGCGAUACCUGGAGACCAGACGUGACUGUAACUCUGUACAAGCAGUGAUUAAUGGGUGUUAAAUGCACUAAUGCCUGUCCUGCCCCAUCAAGGAGACCAUCUUAGCCGAGUGUCCAGGCAUGAUCAAACGAAAUGAGACAGAGAAGCUGCAUCUGAUGUUCUCUCUUAUGGACAAAGUACCCAGCGGCAUCGAGCCCAUGCUGAAGGACCUGGAGGAGCACAUCAUGAGCGCCGGCCUGGCUGAUAUGGUGGCCACAGCAGAGACGAUCACCUCUGACUCGGAGAAAUAUGUGGAGCAGCUGCUCACCUUAUUUAACCGCUUCAGCCGACUGGUGAAACAGGCCUUUCAGGAUGACCCACGCUUCUUGACAGCUCGAGACAAAGCAUAUAAAGCUGUUGUGAAUGACGCCACUAUAUUUAAAUUAGAACUUCCUAUGAAACAGAAAGGGGUAGGUCUGAAAACUCAACCAGAGUCCAAGUGUCCAGAGCUGCUGGCCAACUACUGUGACAUGCUCUUGAGGAAGACCCCGCUGAGCAAGAAGCUCACCUCUGAGGAGAUAGAGGCCAAGCUCAAGGAAGUGCUGUUGGUGCUCAAGUAUGUCCAGAACAAAGACGUGUUCAUGCGCUACCACAAAGCUCACCUCACCCGUCGACUCAUCCUAGACAUCUCGGCCGACAGCGAGAUAGAGGAGAACAUGGUGGAGUGGCUCAGGGAAGUAGGAAUGCCAGCUGACUAUGUCAACAAGCUGGCCAGGAUGUUUCAAGACAUCAAGGUGUCAGAGGACCUCAACCAAUCUUUCAAAGAAAUGCAUAAACAUAACAAGCUUGCUUUACCAGCUGACUCGGUCAACAUAAAGAUCCUGAAUGCUGGAGCGUGGUCGAGGAGCAGCGAGAAGGUUUUCGUCUCUCUACCUACAGAGCUGGAAGAUUUGAUACCAGAGGUAGAAGACUUUUACAAGAAGAACCACAGUGGCAGGAAGCUUCACUGGCAUCACCUCAUGUCCAACGGCAUUAUAACCUUUAAGAAUGAGGUGGGCCAGUAUGACCUGGAGGUGACCACCUUCCAGCUGGCUGUGCUGUUUGCCUGGAACCAGAGGCCCAGGGAGAGGAUCAGCUUUGAAAACCUCAAGCUAGCCACGGAGCUGCCGGACGCCGAGCUGCGACGCACUCUCUGGUCUCUGGUGGCUUUUCCCAAACUCAAGCGGCAGGUGUUGUCGUACGACCCGGUGGUGUCUUCACCCAAAGACUUUGCAGAAGGAACAUUAUUCUAUGUCAACCAGGAGUUUUCUCUCAUAAAAAACUCAAAGGUUCAGAAAAGGGGGAAGAUUAACCUGAUAGGUCGGCUGCAGCUCACCACAGAGCGAAUGCGAGAGGAGGAGAACGAGGGCAUCGUCCAGCUAAGGAUACUAAGAACGCAGGAGGCCAUAAUCCAGAUCAUGAAGAUGAGGAAGCGCAUCAACAACGCCCAGCUGCAGACCGAGCUGGUGGAGAUCCUAAAGAACAUGUUUUUACCACAGAAGAAGAUGAUCAAGGAGCAGAUCGAGUGGCUGAUAGAUCACAAGUACAUAAAGCGGGAUGAGACCGAUUUAAACACCUUCAUCUACAUGGCAUAGCACAGCACAUCGGAAUGACUCGUGUUGACUUUGGUUUCAGUGGAUCAGGCCUGAUGGACACUAGGAUACUUCCAGGCUCCCCGUCCUCUAUUUAAACACAAAACAAAAUCCAUUCUUGUGCAGGGAGGCAUGAAUUUAAGACUGAGACCUAUUUAAAAGAAGAGAAUUGUACAAAGAAAACAAAGUUGAAGUGGGAGUCUGCACCAAGUGGCUAUAACUGUUUUUGUUUGAGGGAGUUUCCUUGCUGUCCAGAUGAGGCUGUUAAUUGUUAAUGGUCUUUUUUUGAUCCCGUGCCCUGUCAUCUGGGCAGCUACUACGACACUCCUGUGCAAGUCUAAAAGGCAUGCUGACCGGAAAAGCUGAGGAACUUUGGAUAUCAAAAUAUCUGCAGUGCAGUUUUAAUCCACGUCAAAUACCAGAUCACCUGAACCUUGAACAAAACGCUGCCCUCUUCGCGCUGCUUUAACCGAGCCGGUUGGUUUGUCACGAGGGCCCUGAUGCUGUCAUGACCCUCUGCAGUAGUUAAAGUGAUCAAACACUUAAUCCGGACAUUCAGUGUGUAUAAAGAGCCAGAUAAGCACUUCACAGUUUGCAGGACUGUACCAGACGGCAACGUUGAGAGCCAACUCCAAAACCUGUCAACCCUCAGUCCCUGGGUAAAGAAUUAGCAUAUUGCUAUAAUCCAGAAAUUCAUUUCCCUCUACCGAAACGUACCCAGAGACAGAGGUGGACUGGGGAGUUGAACUCUGAGCUCAGCUCAUGUUUGCAUCAGCUCUCUUUUCUGCAGGAAGCCUGGGAGAAGAGGCUGAGGUCAGUAUUACACAUGGUAAAUACUACAAGUGAAAGCUUUAGGAGAGUGUACCAUGAGAUGUGAACAAUGAAAUGAUUAAAUAAACAGCACCUUAUUAUAAAA